UGACGUUUCGCGACGGCCGGACUUUCGUUUGCAGCCGCCUCGAAGCAAACUUGUGAGGUGAGCGGCAACGGGGAGAUUUGUCCGGGAGCUUCGCAUGUCAGUAAGACUCGUUGGAUAACAGCUAUGACAGAUCCAGACAUUCUCACAGAGGUCCCAGCUUCUCUGAAACGCCUUGCUAAGUAUGUAGUACGUGGUUUUUAUGGUACUGAACAUGCUUUGGCCCUGGACAUUCUAAUUCGGAACCCAUGUGUAAAGGAGGAAGACAUGUUGGAGCUUCUGAAGUUUGAUCGGAAGCAGCUGCGAGCAAUUCUCAACACUCUUAAAGGUGACAAAUUUAUCAAAUGCAGGAUGAGAGUGGAGACAGCUCCAGAUGGGAAGACCACCAGGCACAAUUUCUACUUUAUUAAUUAUCGUCUACUGGUCAAUGUGGUGAAGUAUAAAUUGGAUCAUAUGAGAAGAAGAAUUGAGACAGAUGAAAGAGACUCCACCAACCGAGCCUCUUUCAGGUGUCCUAUUUGUUGCAGUACCUUCACAGAUUUAGAGGCAAACCAGUUGUUUGAACCUAAUACAGGAAUAUUUCGCUGCACAUUUUGUGAGACUGAAGUGGAAGAAGAUGAAUCUGCAAUGCCUAAAAAGGAUGCAAGAACUCUUGUAGCACGAUUUAAUGAACAAAUAGAACCUAUUUAUGCAUUGCUUCGUGAGACUGAGGAUGUUAAUUUAGCUUAUGAAUUACUUGAGCCUGAGCCUAUGGAGAUUCUUGCAUUGAAGCAGAGCAAAGAACGAGCUGCUGGUGCAUUGGGAAACAGUAGUUUACCAAGUGGGCAGCACAGAGAAGCCUGGACAACAAAAGGGCCUUCUUAUGGGGACAUGUACACUCAGAAUGUAAUUAUUAACAUGGAGGAUCAAGAAGAUACACAUCAGCCAGCAAAUGAAGGGAAGCUACCCAGAGAGAGACCAGUUUGGCUGCGGGAAAGCACAGUGCAAGGUGCUUAUGAUCCUAAUGAGGUCACUGAAGGUGGUCAAGACAUAAACAUGUUACAUGAAGAUGAAGAGGGACAGGCAGCACUAGAUAAUAACGAAGAAGUAAUGCGUGCUCUGCUCAUCCAUGAAAAGAAAACCUCCUCUGUCUCUACGGCUGCUAUGGGAGGGAUUGCUCCUUUAUCUGCCACAAAUGCCAGUGAUUCCGAGAGUGAGACCAGUGAAUCGGAUGAGGACUCUCUUCCUUGUGCAGCCACUGCUCCCACAACGCUCUAUGGGCUGCCAGAUGACAAUGAUGAGGAUGAGUUUGAAGUAGUAACUGAAGACCCCAUUGUUAUGGUGGCAGGGCAUCCAUUUUCUUACAGUCAAGUAAACCAGCGUCCAGAGCUUGUGUCACAGAUGACUGUGGAGGAGAAAGAGCAAUAUAUAGCUAUGGGCCAGCGUAUGUUUGAGGAUAUGUUUGAUUAACUUCUGCUGCUGGAAUAGCAGUGAUAGAUGAUCUUCAACUGGAAAUUCUGAAAAAGCAAAAGAAUUAGAACCAAAUAGAGGAGUCAAAGAUCAGAACGUAGGGAGGGAGCUGCUACAAAUGCAACAAGGUGUGAGAAAUCUGCAGUCAAUCCAGAUAUUUCUCCCAUAUUUGCACAUGUGCACACACCGCUGUGUUUAGUCUACAGGUUUUCCAUUGCAUUAUACUUGAUUUUUUAUUUUUAUUUUUUUUUUGCCUGGAAAAUAUGAAUGCUCUUUUGAUGGCUUAUUUUUCUUCCUUAAAAAGAGGAUUGUACUAUAGAAGGCACUAUCUUUACUUUACUCUGAACAUAACUGCUUGUAUCAUAUAGUUGAAAGAACUUACUGCCUUGCAAGCAUAGUGACUAUAUGGGCUCCUUAUUUCCAAUGGGUUGACAAGCUAAAUGCUUGCCUGCCAUAUAUCUCUGGCGAGGGUGGGGAGAAAGAGAACCUGUGGCCGAAGAGAGUAUAAAUACAAUCAUGUUAAAUCAGUGAGUAUUGGGGACUAUAGUGUACAUUUUUUUUCUGCAGAAGGCAUGCUGAAGAUAGUUAUUGUUAAAGGACAAACAAAAAAACACAAUCCAGCCACUGCAAUCUUUUCAAAUUUAUCUGAUUUUUAAAAAAUAAUAUCAGUAUGUGACUCUUCUUUGCUAAUUUAGUAGAUUUAAAAAAAUUUCAUUUAAUAAUUUUGUCUGCAGUGCUAAAAUUUCCAAAGAGGUGACUUUGUUAAAAUAUAACUUGGAUCUAAUUUUUUUUUUUUUUAAUUUGAUUUAUAUGCCGCCCUUCUCCGGAGACUCAGGGCGGCUUACAAUGCGUUAAGCAAUAGCCUUCAUCCUUUUAUAUGUUUUAUACAAAGUCAGCUUAUUGCCCCCACAAACUGGGUCCUCAUUUCACCUACCUUAGAAAGGAUGGAAGGCUGAGUCAAUCUUGAGCCUUGGAGAGAUUCGAACCAGCAGAAAUUGCAGGCAGCUGUGUUAAUUACAGGGUGCACUAAACCCCUGUACUAUCAAGGCUCUUUUUCUUACCUUUUCCAGAAGUGGUAUUAUUCAUCCCAUUUUUGGAUGGUUUAUUUUGUUUCAAUGAAGCCUCACUUAGUUUCCAGAAAGAUUCAUCCCAAAAUGUGGACUGUAUGUAUUUACAUGUUACAUAAUCCAUGAGGAAAAAGGCAAAAACAAAAAAAGUUGCCUCUUAACAAACAAGAAUAAUGAGGAAAGCAAAAUGUUGCCUUUGAUAAAACCUGGAUUCUGUCCAGUAAAAUAUAUGUGUCAUGACUAUGAUAGUCAUGUAAAUGGAUAGUCAUCCAAGUAAAUGGUGGGAAAGCAAUAUAUUGUUUUAAUAGAAAUCUAAACAGCUUUAGUACUUUAAAAAAUUAUGCAGACUUUAGAUGCCACUACAGAGCAUGACAGAGUCUAUUUUAAUAUUUCAGUGGUACCUUCAUAAAUUCAAUUUUGUGACAUUUAACUUUCUAAAACACAUGGUUUUUUAAAAAAAAAUCAUUGUGCAUUUCUUUGGAAUAGUGUUAGACUACAGAUAAAAUAAUUGUAUUUCAAAGCACCAGCAUUUAUUGCAUAUUCCAUUUUUAUAUAUCAAAAUUGUACAAGUUAACAGACUUGCAAAUUGAAAAGCAAGUGACCAUGUGUGUUGCCUUUUAUAACUUUCAGAUACUUCAAUAGAGUCAAAUUUUGUUCCACUUUAAAAUAGAAAUAAAAUAAUGUGAUGCUUCCAUUAAGGACUAUUGUUUUUAGAUUACAAAUAAGCAUUUUGAACAGCUGGUUUUAUUUUACUUUAAUAAUAUUAUUUGAAGAAUUACUGAACUAUAUACAGUUGUUCCCACAAAAUGCUUGUCUGUCCAUCACAAUGUCCUUGUCCUAUUGUGUAUUUGUAUUUCAUAUUAAGGCUGUAUGAAUGAGUAGAUCAAAAGUACGUCUUGCAUUCAAAUACCAUUGGGAAUGCAGAUCUUCUGGAGAAUUUGACCAUGAUGUAUUGUAUUGAUAGUUAAAAGCAGUCUUCCAACUUGGUUGGUCCCUCUUUCAAAUGGAAGAAAGAAAUACACAAUUCAAGGGGAAGGUUGCUCACCACUAAAUGUCACUGCAUCAGAAUUAAAUCAUUAUGAUACAGAUAGUAACAAACCUGAAGUGUAAUUCUUUAUAUAUAUAGUAUAUUUAAUACUGAGCAUGUAGACAAAAAGUAUUCAUAGACACAAAGGCUUGCCUCUGGAUGUGGUGGAUGCUGGAGGUUUUAAAGAAGAGAGAGGACAAACAUUUGUCCAGAAUAGUAUAGAAUCUCCUGCUUGAGCAGGGGGUUGGACUGGAAGACCUCCAAGGUUCCUUCCAACUCUGUUAUUCUAUAUUCUCUGUAAAUGCAGCAUUUUAGAUUCAAUUGCAAAAAAAGACACAUUGGAUCAUACAGUGAUACUCACUUAGCUCCUCUCUGCCUAGUGUUUUUUCACAGGACUGUGUGGCUUCCUAUCACAGCUACAACAUGAUCUUAGAAGAAGAUGAAAUGUAUUUCAUGUGCAUCCCAUGUGGCCUGAAUUACUUUUUGAAUUUUGAAUUUGAAGCUUAGCAUGGGACUAAAACCUUUUUGGAACUUAAGAAAUUCCUAAUUUUAUAGAAAAAUGGAAUAUUGCAACAACUGCUAACAUAAUGACAGUGUGACUAUACUAUAUGGGCUGAGACUUUUCUCAUGUUCUUUUGUACCUUUUCUCUGCCAUGUCUUGGACCCUAUUUAAAAAUAUAUUUCAUAUAAGACCCUAUUUCUAAUUUUUAAAAAUGCCACUGUCUGCCUUUUAGAAAACAAAACUAUUGUUUUAGUAAUAAAAAGUUGGAUAUUAUUACUAGAAUCAUAGAAGGGGCUACUGAGUCUCAUCCAAGCCCAAGACGAUACCACAGUGGUCUCUUUCCCUGGUAUUUGUUGCAAUCUUUUUUUCUUCCUCAUCCCCAACUAUAAAAAGAAGAAUAAAAAAGGGAAUGCAUCUUUCCCCUUUUUUUAACAAAAAGGAUGGGGUGAAACGAGCACAAACUCUACAAAUCCAGCAAUAUACACUCAGUUUGCAGAAACUGAUGCCAUCUGAAGCAUGUUACCUGACAAUAUGGAGUCAAAAUUGCUUAAAAUAAUUAUUACAAAAUAUUUAACUGAAAAAAAACAUAGAUGAGUGUUGGGCUUAGAGAAACAGGAUUAGAUUCAAAGAGUAAAUGUUAACAAAGCUAAGCUAUUGAAGAUUCAGCUUUGGAGAAAAUAGUAAAAAGAAUCAACCCUCUUCUGCAAUACAGUCUAGAAAACAAGGUGCAUUGGAUUUACCUUAAAAUCCUGGAAUACUCCCAUUCACCAACCUGGAGCUUCUUUCCUUUUCUUCUGAGUUACAUAAUUAUUUUUUUUAGGAUUUAAUUAGUAUAAUUCCUGGCCAUAUUGGAUAAACAAUCUACUUGAUUGUAGAAGUGUUUAUUCUGAGCUGAUGCAGUGGAAAUGAUUUUAACGGACAGUUGAGGUAUUUUCCAUACUUUUACCCUUUGGACCCAGACAUUAAGAUGACUAGAUCUGCUCAGCUCCUCCUCUUUCUUUUCUUAUAUUCACACAUAUAUUGGGGGCUGUUCACUAAGUUCCUUAUACCAUUGUAGGGUGAGCUCCAUGUUGGAAAAGGCUGCCCUAAACAAAGACUGAAGUACAGUAACUAUGUAGCAUCAGAAUAAAAUGGUGAAUGUGGACUCAAUUUCUAAAAGCAAGUGACCCUGUGUGGCAUACAACAAAGCUCAAGCAAUAUCAAAUACCAUUAUUUUUUAAAAUAAACUAAGAACAGAGCUAAAAUCAAUAACAGAUGAAGUGAUGUUAAUAGUAGUGGAGCCACCUCAUUAAUUCACUGGCCCUUGGGGUUCCCAAGGCCUACUGACAUCACCAAGUCUUGAAACCAGAAGUUUGGAAGUGAUAAGGCCACCUCGGGGGAAGAAGAUUCAACCACAUGGACCUCACAAUAGAAAAGGCCCAUUACCUAGGGCCCACCAAAUGUAAGUUCCUAGAAAACAACCUAUAACCUAGCCCACUUUGCAGAUUAAAUCACUGACAGUCCCUCAACCCUAUCCCAUGCCUUGUAGGGGUUUAAAGGUCAACACCAGCACCUUGAAAUGAACCUAGAAACACACCAGUAACCAAUGCAGCCUGUGAAACAAAUGUAACGUGUUCUACCAGAAACACAUAACUGCUUGCAUUGCUGCAUUUUGUACCAACUGAAGUUGCUGCCCCUUCAAGGGCAGUCUCAUGUACAGCAAAGUUUACAGAUUCUGCUAAGGCAAAUCCAAAGAAGUCACAUUACGAAUUUGUACAAGUGAAUUCAGCUGUAACCUUUUAAUAUAAUUUAACAGCUAUUGCAUGUUUGAAGGCUGCAAGGGAAAAAAAUGGAAUUGCUUUCAGCAGCUUGCAUUGUUGGCUAUUAAUCAUGUAAGGCAAAUAAAUUUGAGGCUGGCUAAGAGUCCCAGUCAAAAAUAAGUGAACAUUUUGUUUCAGAAUAUACUACAAUAUUAGGUUAUCCUUAGGUAGUUAAAACAGCACAAAUUUAUACACAUUGUUUGGGGCAGGAGAGCAGGGAAAGACUUGAGAGCGCUGGCCACAAAUUUGUUGUAGCUAGAACUAGAAAAAAACCAUACAGUAUUUACACUCAAGCUGUAUUAUAUCUUCUCACAAACAAUAUCACUUUGAUAUCUUCACACACAAAAAAUUGUCACUGAGAAAAAAGAUGAGAAAGAACAAACAUUCGUGAUAAUAUAUAGCCAAAUUGCUAUUAUCACUAUUUUCAGUAUGAUUACUUUUGCUACCUUAAUUAUUCGUAAAUAUUUUGCCUGGUUUUAUUAUAUUCAUUCUCAAGAUUGAGAAUGUAUAUAUGUAUAAAGCCCAAGCCAAACAAACUGCAUAUUGGCCUAGUUAUUAUGGCAUGUGAGCCAUGGUGUAUCAUACAAUGCAAUAUUGUGAUCUCAGCCUAUGUAUAUUAUACACACCUUUGUUGGCUAGUGUGAUGCAUGAUGAGGCAAAGGAAUUGGCAAAUAACCUCUCCACUUAUUUCUUUCUAUCUAUUGCUUUUCUCAUCCUCCGCAACUUUUUCCUUCAUCUUUUAGUGGCUUCUUUACAGCACUAUUUACCAAAUAUCUGCCUUAUUUCCUUUUUUUCUUCUUUGUGAUUUUCUGUCGAUAAUCUUUAUAAAAUACUUAUUGGAGUAUUCAACAUUUCAAAAUGUGGAAUUCAACAUUUCUUUCAGUACGAAUCAAGUUAACUUUUUUAAUUGAGACAUGCUUCAAAUGAACAUUAUUUAAGUGAAGAUAAAAAUAUACACCAAAAUUGUAAACAA
Messenger RNA from Pantherophis guttatus, 6814 nucleotides. It is a transcript of the gene GTF2E1, whose product is annotated as general transcription factor IIE subunit 1. Gene Ontology annotation, cellular component: transcription factor TFIIE complex. NCBI's taxonomy places the organism in Eukaryota, Metazoa, Chordata, Lepidosauria, Squamata, Colubridae. Gene Ontology annotation, biological process: transcription initiation at RNA polymerase II promoter. The record is from RefSeq and is a predicted model, not a curated record.